This is a messenger RNA of Thyridium curvatum, 633 nucleotides long. RefSeq lists its product as uncharacterized. The record is from RefSeq and is a predicted model, not a curated record. Lineage: Eukaryota; Fungi; Ascomycota; Sordariomycetes; Thyridiales; Thyridiaceae. The coding region runs from base 1 to 633 and encodes 210 amino acids. The transcript is spliced from 2 exons.
AUGUCGUCAUCUCAGGAAGAACUCCCCAAAACCGGUUCCCCUAACCCACUACAGGGUGUGGCGGAGCACAUUCGAGCCCUUCUUGCUCGCCUGCAUGCUGAAUCGUCUGCGCAGGAGGGCAGCAUGACAGAGGGUGACUUCAAAGAUCGCCCCUUUGCAGAGGUGAUGAAAGACAAGUUCAUCGCUCUUGACGAGGACAAGUCUCAAUACGUCUAUCAGCUCCUUCGUGUUCUCGGUGCGACUACUGUCGUCGAAGCCGGCACUUCGUAUGGAGUGAGCACCAUCUAUCUCGCUCUCGCCGUGGCUGCCAAUGCUGCAGCCAGUGGCAAGGCAGGGCGAGUGAUCGCUACCGAGCACGAGCCUGGAAAGUGCGUUCAAGCUCGCAAAUACUGGGCUGAGUGCGGAGAGGAGGUCAGCCAGCAAUUCUGGGCCCCAAUGGCCUUGCCGACCCUGAAGCUUGUCCAGCCAAAGAUGCGCCACGGUGCUGUCGUUAUCACCGACAACAGCAUCGGAGCUGCCAAGGCUUACAAGGAACUCCUGGAAUACUUGCGAGGGCCGGAUAGUGGGUUCAUCAAUCUGACGUUGCCCUACAAGAGCGGUUUGGAGGUCAGUGUCUACCUUCCUCAAGGGUAG